GUAUCAAAUCAUAAACAAAUUAACCAUCAUUCCGUGUACAAACUACCAGAACGCAAGCAUAGAGCAGUUUUCUUCCCAGUGAGUUUGGUGUUUGCAGUCUGCCUGCAGGAUAACGGAUUAUUCUUGUGUAUCAACAGCAGCAGUUUUCCUCCCUCAACGUGUGUUCCAAUAGUGACAAACCUCAGUAACAAUCAUGAAGGUCUUCGCCGUAAUUGCCGUGAUCUCACUGGCCGCUCUUGCGACAGCCGAGCCGCCAGCCCCUCGUAGCAACUAUUUGCCGCCGAAUCAACAGCAAGCCGGCAACUUCAAUGGGAAUAACGGUUACAACUAUAACGCAAACAAUAACGGCUACAACUACCAGUCGGCCCCCUCCUCGCAGUAUGGUGCCCCGUCCGGUACCGGUGCUAGCGGAGCUGAAGGAUACAACUAUGCCGAUGCCAACGCUGAACCGGCCAAAUAUUCCUUCGAGUACAAUGUUCAGGAUUCCUACUCCGGCAAUGACUUCGGACACAUGGAGUCACGCGACGGAGACCGCACCGUUGGACGCUACUAUGUCCUGCUUCCCGAUGGUCGUAAGCAAAUUGUGAACUACGAAGCCGACCAGAACGGAUACCGCCCAACCAUUACGUAUGAAGAUACCGGAAGCAACGGAUCCGGUGGAUACCCGAACAGUCAAGGUGGCUUCCAGGGAUACCAGUAAGGUGGAUUCAAACGACUGCCCUUCUGCGCAACAACACAACAGCUUGUUAGGAACGAAUUAUUUUCUCCAUAGGUUAUUGUUCUAGCAAAUUACCAUACAACCACUUCGUUUCACACUCAUAAUCCUCAUACCAAACUAGCCAAUCGCCAAAGGCUGACAGGAAACCUGGUUCCAGAGGUAUCGAUGGCCAGUAAUGAAACAAGCAGGAAUCAGGUUUUCGUGACAGUCACCCCUCGUAAAUUUGACAACGCACAAACUACAAGGUCAUCUUACCGUUUGAAACAAGUUCUACCCCGCGCUUCAUUGAAAAUUCAAACCAGAACAAAAACACCUUAACCAAAUAGACCAACGGCUUCGUACACUGGAAAAUGAUUUCAAGAUUUCGAUGAAACAAAAUCGAUAAGUCAAAACUAUGCUUUUACAUAUGAAUGCUUCAAAAAAAUUCUAGGAACGUAGUUUCUUAAAGAUGAAUUUUAAAAAAAUCAACUGAUCAUUUCUGAUUGAUUAGUGACAAAAAAAGCAAAUAAUUAUAUUACCAUCAUUAGUUACCAUUUAGUAAGCAAGUGAAAAAUGUGAGGAAAACGAUGAUAACUGCCAUAAAUGUUUAAGUGAAUAACAAACAAACGAACCAAGAAUGUGUAAAUAUACCAGCCUUCUGCAAUACGAACAAGCACGAAACGGCACAGACACACACAAGUUCAAAAUGCUCCUUGAGAAGAAAACCUCUGUAAAUAAGUAAAUGUUAUAUGUACCAUAUGUUCUUUCUUUCUUCUUAUUUUGCAAACAAUGUUACAGAUAUAAUUUUGUAAUGUUAACGAAACAAAGUUUAAAGAACAAAUAAAACCCGAAGAUAACACGAUCGGCACUCCCAGUUUAUCGAGCGGAAUAGAGGCUCAAUGGCCUGUUCCGGGAGCUCGGGAGUGGAUGAUUGUUUGCUUUGGAAAACGAA
Molecule: messenger RNA, 1649 nt
Organism: Malaya genurostris
Lineage: Eukaryota; Metazoa; Arthropoda; Insecta; Diptera; Culicidae
Product: pro-resilin-like
Exons: 4
Coding region: 194-700 (168 amino acids)
Cellular component (GO): extracellular matrix
Source: RefSeq, a predicted model, not a curated record